This is a messenger RNA of Chironomus riparius, 917 nucleotides long. NCBI's taxonomy places the organism in Eukaryota, Metazoa, Arthropoda, Insecta, Diptera, Chironomidae. The record is from the annotation of a GenBank genome assembly.
CUCAUUUUUACACGUAGUUUUUUCCCCUUUAUUCGAGAACUUUGAUCGUGAAAUAAAAGAACUCCAAAAAUUAACUUUUCUUCAUUUUAUACACGAAUUUAGAGAAUACAAGAGGUUUAAACAGUUUAUUUACUUAAAAUAUAUCAAAAUAAAUCAAAAUAAUCAUGUCGUUAACGUGGACUUUAAUAGCUGGAUUUCUUUAUGCUGAAGUUGCAAUAGUACUUUUAUUGGUUUUACCAGUUUUCAGUGCUUCAAGAUGGAACCGAUUCUUCAAGUCGAGAUUCUUAGCUGCACUUUCACGACAAGCUCAGAUCUAUUUUUAUUUAAUGAUUGGUGUUUUAGUCAUAUUUUUGCUUGAAGCUAUCAGAGAAAUGAGAAAAUACUCAUCGGUUGAGGAAGAAACGACACUAAACUUGGGAAUGCAACACUCAAUGCGUCUGUUUAGAGCUCAACGCAACUUCUACAUCUCUGGAUUUGCUAUUUUCUUAGCUUUGGUGAUUCGUCGACUUAUUAUUCUUAUUUCGGAACAAGCUCAGUUGAUUGCACAAAGUCAGGCAUCAAUGAAACAGGCACAAUCAGCUACUCAAGCUGCACGUAAUUUGAUGACCGAAAAGAAACCAGAAGAAGAAGAAGGAAAGACUGAUAAUGAAACAGUUAAAUUGUCAGAAAAAGUUAAAGAAUUAGAGGCUGAAUUGAGAAAGGAACAAAAGGAUAAGGAAGCUUUAAAAUCACAAGCUGAGUCAUUGAACAGAGAAUAUGAUCGCUUGACUGAUGAGUUCAGCAAGUUGCAAAACAAGACAACAAAAGCAUCAGGAGAUAAAUCUGAUUAAUUUAUUUGAUUGUACUCUAUUAAUGUCCUGUGUGAUGGUUUAUCUUACCUCUAAUUCCUUAAAAUUAUAAAAAUUACUGCGAAUUAU